Messenger RNA from Saccharomycopsis crataegensis, 1674 nucleotides. It is a transcript of the gene TCP1, whose product is annotated as chaperonin-containing T-complex alpha subunit TCP1. Bases 1 to 1674 code for a protein of 557 amino acids. Gene Ontology annotation, molecular function: ATP hydrolysis activity; ATP binding; ATP-dependent protein folding chaperone. Gene Ontology annotation, cellular component: chaperonin-containing T-complex. Gene Ontology annotation, biological process: protein folding. The transcript has a single exon. The record is from RefSeq and is a predicted model, not a curated record. Lineage: Eukaryota; Fungi; Ascomycota; Saccharomycetes; Ascoideales; Saccharomycopsidaceae.
AUGUCCCAGGUUUAUCAGGCUUCUCGUUCCGAUACAUUGUUCCUUGGAGGACAGAAAAUCAGCGGAGACGACGUCCGUAACCAGAACGUCACCGCCGCGCUUUCGGUGGCCAACGUGGUGAAAUCGUCUCUUGGCCCAGUUGGUCUUGACAAAAUGUUGGUCGAUGACAUCGGAGAUGUUACCGUGACCAAUGAUGGGGCUACGAUCUUAUCGCUUUUAGAUGUUCAACAUCCUGCCGGUAAAAUCCUUGUUGAAUUAGCUCAACAGCAGGAUAAAGAAGUCGGUGAUGGUACAACUUCUGUGGUGAUCAUCGCGUCUGAACUUCUUAAACGUGCUAACGAACUAGUGAGAAACAAGAUCCAUCCAACCACUAUUAUCAACGGGUACCGUUUGGCGUUGCGUGAGGCCAUCAAAUAUAUCCAUGAAGUGCUCAGUCAACCGGUUGACAGCUUGGGUAGAGAAGCAUUGAUCAACAUUGCCAAAACCUCAAUGUCAUCAAAGAUUAUUGGUAGUGAUUCCGAAUUUUUUAGUAAAAUGGUGGUCGAUGCCAUCAUGUCCGUCAAGACCGCUAACAACAAGGGGGAAAUCAAAUACCCAAUCAAGGCCGUUAACAUCUUGAAAGCUCAUGGUAAAUCGUCUACCGAAUCAAUGAUUAUCAAUGGUUACGCUCUCAAUUGUACCGUUGCUUCUCAAGCCAUGCCAAAGAGAAUUAACAAUGCCAAGAUCGCGGUCCUAGAUAUAAAUCUUCAAAAGGCCAAGAUGGCCCUUGGGGUGCAAAUCAACAUCCAAGACCCUGAACAAUUAGAACAAGUUAGAAAGAAGGAAUACCAAAUUGUCAUUGAAAGGAUCCGUAAAAUCUUGGCUGCCGGUGCCAAUGUGAUUUUGACUACCAAAGGGAUUGAUGAUCUAUGUUUGAAAGAAUUUGUCGAGGCCAAAGCCAUGGCAGUUAGAAGAUGUACCAAAGAAGAUUUGAAACGUAUUGCUAGAGCUACCGGAGCCACUUUUGUCACCAACAUGUCCAACUUGGAAGGUGAUGAAACUUUCGAAGCUUCAUACUUGGGUUCUGCUGAAUGUGUCAGGCAAAUUAAAAUCAGUGACGACGAAUGUAUUGUUGUCGAAGGUACAUCGAAACAUUCUUCCAGCUCGAUUGUUUUGAGAGGUCCAAACGAGUAUUCUCUUGAUGAGAUGGAAAGAUCGUUACAUGACUCUCUUUCAGUGGUUAAGAGAACCCUUGAAAGUGGUAACAUUGUUCCAGGUGGUGGGGCCGUGGAAACCGCCUUGAACAUUUAUUUGGAAAACUUUGCCACCACUGUGGGAUCGCGUGAACAAUUGGCGAUUGCCGAGUUUGCCGCUGCAUUGUUGGUGAUUCCAAAGACCCUUGCCGUCAAUGCUGCUAAGGAUUCGUCAGAGCUCGUUGCCAAGUUGAGAUCUUACCAUUCUAAAUCGCAAAGUUCUUUGCCAAACGAUACCAAGCGUAAGAAUUACAAGAACUACGGGUUGGAUUUGAUCAAUGAAAAGAUUGUUGAUGAAACCGUUGCUGGGGUCAUUGAACCAACAAUGAGUAAAGUCAAGAGUUUGAAGAGUGCCCUUGAAGCAUGUAUUGCAAUUUUGAGAAUCGACACCAUGAUCAACAUUGACCCAGAACCAGAAAAGGAAGACCCACACGGGCAUUAA